AUGACGUCGCAAUUCCCACUUGGAAGUGUUAAUAACGCCCAUCUUCAGCAGCUCGGAGAAGUGCUGUGGUCUUGGGAAGUUUGCACAGAAUGCCUUGCCGGAAAGCCUUGCAAAAGCAAAGACUGCCCAUGGCCUCGCUCAACACAUCUUACUCUAUACUUCCAGCAUUACAAGCUCCUGACAUCGCUCUACGAAUGCAAUAUCGAAGAAGGUCAAACCUCAGGUCUCGUUUCUCAUGAAGACAUAUUCAAACUUAUACGGCAAUUGCAAUCAAAUCCCGAGCUCACUAAAGCAGAAUUGCUACGCAAGCUUUUCCCAAAUUUUCCCAUUCGUGAUGAUCAGGAACGUGCUCUCAACUUGGCUGCGCGCAUCACCAUGAUGGUCGAUUGUUCUGCAUCCCGUCAAUCAUCUGUAUUACUCGAGCAUGGAAAUCAUAAAAUUCGCUGGAACAACGAUGUCACUUUCCCACAAUUUUUGUGCGAUACCUUCCCCCAGAGUGUCCAUCCUAGCAUUCAGGACAUCACUCAGGAACUCAGAGGAACGAAGCUGAAAAAACACGCGAGAUUGUGUUUCAAGCCCACAGAUGAUCUGAGAAAUCAUUUGAGACUUGACAGGAAGGCUGCUGUUGUUGAAAUCUUUCACCACACUGCUUUCUUGAAAGAGCAGUUAAGAUUCACGAAAGACUUGAAAGUCGAGAGCCUCUCUGCCACUGACCUUGCUAAGUUAGGUGUCCUUCCUCGCGCACUUGCUCUUGAAGCACUGGAUUCUAUUCAGAAAGUACUAUUUCCCCUCGCAGAGCCUGAUUCAUAUAAGCUCCUCGAAUCACUCACGUCCACAUCUACAAGCAACUUUGACACCGAUGUUCUUCGAUAUGUGUCAAGUGCGAUUCGCAAACCAGAGGAGGACUCAAUGCCUUAUCGUUAUUUCGGCACUCGCCUCGCUGAUCUUCACGAGGAAUUAAUGAACCCUACACCUAGAGGAGUCGAGAAGUGGUUCGAGAGAAACAGCGGUGCUAGGUUUAUCAUGAUGGCUACUAUUGCCGGUGUGAUCUUUGCAAUCUUCCUGGGGAUGUUGAGUUUAGGCGUCGCUGGGUUUCAAGCUUAUGUGGGGUAUAUGUCUUGGAAGCAUCCCGUCAUUCCUUUACCAACUCCGCAGGCUACUGCUCUUUGA
Messenger RNA from Mollisia scopiformis, 1170 nucleotides. RefSeq lists its product as uncharacterized. The record is from RefSeq and is a predicted model, not a curated record. Bases 1 to 1170 code for a protein of 389 amino acids. NCBI's taxonomy places the organism in Eukaryota, Fungi, Ascomycota, Leotiomycetes, Helotiales, Mollisiaceae. The transcript is spliced from 2 exons.